AUGAGCUACUACUACGGCAACUACUAUGGUGGCCUUGGCUAUGGCAUUGGUGGCUUUGGUGGCCUGGGCUAUGGCUAUGGUUCCAGCUAUGUUCUUGGGGGCUAUGGUGGCUAUGGAUACUUCCGUCCCUCUUUCUAUGGCAGAUACUGGUCCUCAGGAUUUUACUGA
Molecule: messenger RNA, 168 nt
Organism: Peromyscus maniculatus bairdii (prairie deer mouse)
Lineage: Eukaryota; Metazoa; Chordata; Mammalia; Rodentia; Cricetidae
Product: keratin-associated protein 19-9b
Source: RefSeq, a predicted model, not a curated record